Messenger RNA from Suillus fuscotomentosus, 2121 nucleotides. RefSeq lists its product as uncharacterized. The transcript is spliced from 15 exons. Bases 1 to 2121 code for a protein of 706 amino acids. Lineage: Eukaryota; Fungi; Basidiomycota; Agaricomycetes; Boletales; Suillaceae. The record is from RefSeq and is a predicted model, not a curated record.
AUGAAUCUGGCCAUCACAGAGGUCUAUUGCUUCGUCUUCGAUGAAGCUCUCAAAGUGAUCAUGCCGCGUUAUUUUGACUUCGACAAAACCACUGACUACGAUUUUGUUGGCUACAUCGCGGUAGGGAUCGUCGCCAAGCUAUUUCCUCUAUAUUGCCCAACGACAUCCCAUCAGACUGAUGACCUUGUCGGGCCUUUGCAUCUCCCUAUGCACAACACGGUUAUAGGCUUGGAUGGCAAGUCCUAUAUGGUAUACAACUGCGCGGGCCCAGAUGUUCUCCGUCUCGCGCGUCAUCCAAAAGGUUACUACCCGUGGUCCGGCAUCGACAUUGCAUCGCUCGCGAACAUGUCAGAUUCAGGUGGUAGUGUCGAUUUCAAUCAUCUUCCCCCCUUUGUUUCUGAAGACACAUCCCUUGCCCACGACGAACCCCAAAUUAUGAUAUUGGAAGGCCUCACGAACCAACGAUCACAAGGAGGUUCCUGGGUCAUCAAUUUAGCGAACGUGAUCUCUGAGGACAUUGUCAGCACACAACAAUCUCAAACAGCUCAAAAAACUGUCGUCGUGCCCAAGAAAAAGAAGAAGGCCCAAGAAAAAGACAACCUGAAGUGGAUCCAGCAAUUCCCCAAUUGGAAUAAGGCCCUUGCUUAUACCCGGGCCCUACUGCGAUUGGCAGUGUGUCGCGGCGAUGUUGGCAACCCCUACGACCUCCUGCAUCAACCUGUCGCCAGGGCCGAACUUUUGCAGAAUGUCUGGCCUCAGGCCCUCUGUACUGCUAACAUACGCCCUGAUCAAUUGGAAUCAGUUAACUCACCUACCACCAACAAACAUUUGACUCAUGCUGAGAUCUUGGUCUUCAUCAAAUCUUGGUUGAUGCUUUUCGUUUACAAUGUCAAACGGUUGGUAGGAUGCUCAGCCUACGAAUGCUUCGGCCUCGACCACAUCACUGCGAAGAUCUUAUUACUUGAAACGAUCCAUGGCAUACUGCAGUGUUUCAUGGAACCAAAGUCUAGUCUCCUCCCCAUCAAGGCAAAUGGUUUUGCAUGGUUCCUGGGCCAACCAAUGGCUAAGGAGAUUGCUUGGCAUGUUGUCUUCCGCCACAUGUACACAAAUGGUGUGACACUGGUGUUGGCGGAUCUUGAACCAACAACAUUCAAGGGUGCAGCCCACCCACCCAUGGCCACGUUGGUGUUGAUGAGCGCCAGUUGUUUCGGCGGUACCCUGGAAACGCUGGUGAACCUAGAAGGCAUCAAGGCCAAAGAGAUGCCUUAUCCAUCACAGUCUGUAAUAUAUAGCGGACUCUUCUGGAUGGGUCCAGUACUUACCGCCCAGCACCACGACUCGGAUCACCCAAUGCUCAUGUUCAACUUGGGCAAGUUGUGUAACGUUAUCAUCACCGAAGUCGCCCGACUGGGCCGGCCAAAGAAAGCCACCACGGGCCAGAAAAUAACAGUCCAUAAAGUUAAAGAGGCUCAUCUUGGCAAGCAAACUUUUGUACCUACAUACCAGACGUCCUCGAACACCUACUUUCUCGAUAUUGAACAUACCGAUAAUGCCCUGAACCAAUGGCUCCAGACACACGGAACUAAAGUUCUUCCCGACUCCCUCUUCAUCACAGCUUCUGUGCUGUUUGGAUGGGUCGACCCUCAUGAUCUCAUAGCUCUCCUUGACACGAGCCUCAGGGUGGUCACGACACAGAUGCAACUCCAGCAAGAAGAGGAGAGUUGCACAUUACCUUUUGUACAAAAAGAACAAUGUUUGAUGGAGGACAGGAUGUAUCGAGCUCAGAUGGAAGUUUCAUUAUUUAGCAAGGCUAUGGCGAACUUGUGUGAAGAACUAGAUACUCCAAAUCAUUCACCUAUGUCUCCUGUACCAAAGACGCUGUCUUCUUUGGAUGGCACAUACGUCAAAGACUCUGACUCGGCUGAUUCCAAUUGUUUCAAACUCACAGAAGGUGUUCGAGAAAAAUGCGAGGCGUGGCUUCUUGCAUGCAACACUUCGACAGUUGGUACCAGUGCCAGCCAAAUACUUCUUCAUUCUCCACAAUAUGUAACAAUUUCUCAUCCACAUGAACAUCUCUUAAGGGUAAGGGUUAUCAAUGCUAUGAGGGAGCGGGUUUUCUGA